This is a messenger RNA of Galleria mellonella (greater wax moth), 9740 nucleotides long. RefSeq names its product anaphase-promoting complex subunit 1 (gene shtd). Gene Ontology annotation, biological process: anaphase-promoting complex-dependent catabolic process; protein K11-linked ubiquitination; metaphase/anaphase transition of mitotic cell cycle. The transcript has 24 exons. Gene Ontology annotation, cellular component: anaphase-promoting complex. The record is from RefSeq and is a predicted model, not a curated record. Gene Ontology annotation, molecular function: molecular adaptor activity. The coding region runs from base 233 to 6604 and encodes 2123 amino acids. NCBI's taxonomy places the organism in Eukaryota, Metazoa, Arthropoda, Insecta, Lepidoptera, Pyralidae.
GUGUUGGAAGUAUUGACAUUGACAACGAAUUGUCCCGAUCGGGCUUGUCGGUAUAUUUCGAAAAUUCAUUGCUUGAUUCUAUAUUUUGUACUUAUUAGUACCACCGCUUGAUAUUUUGAUUUUAUGAUAUACAUUUUAUAAUAAUUGGAGAAGCUUUUGCAGCAUAUCUCUGGUUUUAUGCUUACGACCGUGCGUUGAUUCGCAUAUUGCUUCAAAUCUGGAUGAGAAAACAAUGAUUGCCGCCUCCGAACCUUUGGAGUUUGUGCCACAUGGCAGAACAGUGUUAAUGAAACACCCUGGCAAGAUUUACAACAAAGGGCACAAUAAUUCCCUAUCUGAAAAUUCACUGCUCUAUAAAUUAGCUAACUUUGCCAUAAAAGAUGAGAGCUUAUUGGAAGUGAAGGAGGCAGAGGAUCAAGAAUGGUGGACCGUUCGAGAAGUUUAUGCUCGGGAUGAUCAAGAAAUUGAAGAUGAUCCCCCACAAUCAUCAAAAGACAGUAAAUAUGACUAUGCAUCUGACUCAUUUCGGCCACCAAGUCGUAUCAAAAAUGAUUUCAAUGCUUCAAUAAAAUCGGAACUUUUAUCUGGUGUCAAAAAAAUGGAGACAGAAUGUCUAAAUUCAGCUGGACCAUCAAGAAGAAGCAGUGCAAACAGCUCUAGUAAUAUGUCCAAAAAAUUUAAUCUUACAACUGGACAGAAUAAAAGACUAAACAAAAAACCAUUGAAUUUUAGAACUGACUGUUCUUAUGAAGAGGAAUUGUAUGUCAAAGGAUGUACCGCUGUUUGGUCCAAGGGUCUGAUAUCCGCACCUGCUACAAAACUUUCUGGACCUGAACAUAGAGAAACAAUAAGUUGUUACACCAUGGAAAAUCCUAUAAAACAUGCACAUUUUUGCAAUUUUCAUGUAAAUAUAAAUAACACAAUGCUAAUUGAUGCAUUAAACUCCCAAAUAGGAGAUGUUAAGAAAAACAUAAAAAUUGAAGAUACCACAGAGCAUAUAGAAACAAACAUAAUUUCUACCAUUCUCUUAAUGGAUAACAAAUGUAUGAGAGUGUUUGGAACAGAUGGUCGAGAAUACAUAAACAGUAUUCCAUUUCAAGUUAAAAAAGUUUGGCCAAUGAAAUAUGGUGUGUUAUUAGAAAAGGAAGCAACCCCAUUAAUUCAAAAUUCUUUAUUAGCAAACUCUUUCAUGAAAUUUAAUGAAUCUCAUAAUAGCACCUUUUCAAGGUCAAAGUCAAACUUUCCAUUUAACAUGAGUGCAAAACUACGUGCUGAGUCGAUAUCAGGUUAUGAACAAGAUGUCCCUCUGCCCACAUGUUUUUCUUUAUCUCAUCCAUUAGAUGAAGUAACUCCUAUAUUGAUGAAGUCAUCACAAGGUUUGCAAUACUACACUGAUGGGGAUUUACAAAUAAUAUUUGUGAGUACCAACCCAAGCAUCGUGCUCUUGUACGACUGGAAGCUAGGUACUCACUCAUUAUGGAAAAUUCGCAAAGCAUUACGAGAUGAAUGUUUAAUUAUGUGUCCAAAUUUAAAUGCUUCUACAGGAGUAUUCAGUCAAUCAUGUGAUUUUGUGGGUAGCCCAAUGCAUAGCAAUGUGGGUCGAAAUGCUACUAGUUGGGUUACUGGUAUUGGUAGUCCAUACCAAUCUAAGAAGGGUCCUAGCACUCCAACUCAAUCCUAUUCUCGUGUUAAUAGCCCUCUGGCAAAUAUUUUUCAUCAACAAGGCAUGUCGCCACACGCGUCUAUAGGCCAAGCGUCAUCUGUAUCAAUGAUGCCCAGUGCUAUGACUCAGACACCACCGUCAUUGCCCUUAUACCCUGAUAUAUGUUUGGAUCAUAUAUGGACUGACAGUCAAUCAAUUCGACGAGAUCAUAUAGAAGGUAGAUCUGAUCUGAAAUCAUUUCUGCAUACAGAUUUAGUUGGACAUGAUUAUUUAUGUAACAUGGUGAAAGUGAAUGGUGUCAGCCGACUUCAAAUUAUGAGGUUACAGAAAUCCCAUUCACAUGGACAGUCAUCCAAAAACAACAUCAUUGUCGGUUCCGUAUCAUCAGUAUUAGCAAAAGACGCUGUGGUGUUAGACAACUUGAAAAUGAUAGCAUUGAUUGAUGAAUCUGGUAAUAUAAUUUUACAAUCGGGCAAUAAUUUUGUUGGCAAGGUUCAUGUUGGCGGCGUGCUAGCUCGUUUAAUAGACUCGCCUUACACUAGACGAUCCACUUUCCAGUCGCCAUUCCCAAGGCGCAGUAGUUUGUUGCCGAGCCGCUGUACUGAUGCGAACUUUGAUGAUUCCGCUUUACAUCUCCUCUCACCGGUCCCUCACAGUUCUGUUCCUAGGAUUGAACAGAAAGAAACUUUAGGAUUGAGCGGUUUGUGUGACGCGGCGGGAUCCCGUGUAACGUUACAGUUUGGCGCUGAUGGCGCAGAGGGUCUGUACCGCAUUUCGCUACCAGUACUCUCCUGCGCUACUCUUGUAGCACGCUGUUGCGAUGCGCUUAGGGCAAUACUGCCCAAGGAUAUCGCCAUGCAGGUCAUAAUAAAAUGGUAUGGAGUUCGCAAUGCACCAGGCACUCAAGAUCUUACUCCAGAACAGGAAUGGUCAAUGUUUGCCAAUCUUCUCUUCUCUCUUAUGGGAUAUGAUGUCGAAAAGUUGACCCAGACCAAACAAAACGACGAUCAAGUCGAACACACAGAAGUGGCGACGAAAAAGCAAAGAACUUCUAGUGAUGGGACACAUGAAGACUGGGAUUAUUUGCUGAAUACUAAAAUGCAUAAAGUCAUUGGAAAUUCCUUAGUAUCCAUGUUACAUUUACAUCCGAUCCAGAGUUCAGAAAGCAGACAGACAAGAAAUUCCAAAUCAAAAAGUAAUGUUGAAAUGGAAAAGACAACACAAUUCAAUAUAAAUUCAUUGCUUUUUCCAUAUACUGUCCAAGUAUUAUUCGCAUUUCAUUUGGUAUACGAAGAGAUAAAAUUAAACACACUGCUGUGGACUAAUUUGAAGCCCUUAUCAAGCUUUUUAUAUCAAAUAUCGAAAGAUUUAAGAUUGGACAGCUAUAUCAAUCAUUAUUGGCUAGAUUUUCCAACAGAAUUUAAUCUCGAUUAUGAUCAAUCGGAUUCGCAGAUGUCGGAUCAAGUCUUGAAUAAGCUAAGCCAACCAUCAUAUUUUAGCCGAGAUCCACCUAAUGUGUUUAGUUAUUUGAACUCGAUGUUAAAGGAUAUAGAUGUUGGUUAUUACCCAUAUCUCGUCGACGUUAAUAACAUGUCGAAGGACAUAAUUGAGGUGCUGACGGUAGUGGAGUGCGGCCGCAAUGCGGGUGUACAAACGAUGUCAGGGCGCGAAUCGAUGGCAGCGUGUAGCACACCGCGCACUCGGCGCGACUGUGGACAGCGUGUUUCUCCGCACUGCCAAGCUGUGCGAAUUGUAUGCGACAGAGGUAUAACUUUACGGGACAUAGACAAUUUACCUCCUGCUAUCGGUCUAGUGAUGUUAACAAUAUUCAGUCGGUGCAAAAGUGAACCACCUGUGGACUGGCCGCGAGAGGCUUUCAAGCUCGUGAUGAGGGAGGAUUUGUGUUUACAAUCUGAAAUUGCUGACACUAUUAAAUCAACAUCAGAAUAUAUGGAGACUUUAGCAUUAGAAGUGCUUGAGAAAGAGACAGCAUAUUCCUUGAACAGCAACAGCAUGGAAGAACAUGCAAAUACCAAGAGUGAAGAAAAUGAUUCAAUAACUGGUAUGGAACAUCUAAACUCGAGGCUCCUGGCUUUACUUUACCCAAGGGAUCACAGAAUGACAGAAGUAUUCAAUUUGCUGCAAUCGUCGAUACCAGUUACUAUUAAUCUGACGCAAAGACCAGAAGUAUCAGAUCACGAUUUCAUUGAAGAACAAGAGAAAUAUCUUUUUGCAAUUAGCACGCGUACAAUGGCUCUACCAAUUGCGAGGGGCAUGGUGACGGUCCGCACGGCGCCGUGUGCACCCACCGAGCCGCUGAGCGUGCCGCGGCUGUGCGUGGCGGGGCGCGGGCCGCCGCCGCGCUGUCCGCCCAUCAACCUGCCGAUCACGGAGCCGUCGCCGCACUCGCUACUGUGGCCCGCCUUCCACAACGGGGUCGCCGCUGGCCUCGCGCUUGUGCCCAUGACCGGCGCCAGCAUCGACUCCAGUUGGAUCAUUUACAACAAGCCAAGGGGUGCAACAGAAAUGUCAACAGAACAUGCCGGUUUCCUAAUGGCGCUGGGCCUCAACGGCCACUUGAAGGAUAUGCCGUUCAUGAACAUGUACGAGUAUUUAGUCAAAUGUCAUGAGAUGAUCAGCAUAGGAUUACUACUGGGACUUGCUGCUACAUAUAGAGGGACUAUGGAUGUGCAAGCGACAAAAAUGAUGAGUAUCCAUUUAGAGCCAUUGCUACCGCCAACAUCCAUCGAACUUGACAUCCAGCAGAAUAUUCUCGUGGCGGCAUUGCUAGGUGUCGGCCUUAUAUACCAAAACACAGGCCAUACACAUUAUGCGCAAGUGCUGCUUAACGAAAUUGGUAAACCACCGGGUCCUGAAAUGGAGAACUGCGUGGAACGCGAGGGUUACGCUUUAGCGGCGGGGCUAGCGCUAGGUUUCGUGUGCGUCCGCUCCGGACACCAGGCGCCCGAGCACAUCGCACAGCGCCUGCGCACGUACAUGCUCGGCGGGGACAAACUGCCGCUCACUGGCGCUCAAAAAGAGAAAUACAAGCAGGGAUCAUUCGCAAUCCGUGAGGGGGCAACAGUGAAUUUGGAUGUGACGUCACCAGGCGCUACACUGGCGCUAGGGCUCAUCUACCUGCGAUCCAACUGUGCUGCGCCCGCCUCGUGGUUACAGUCGCCACGUACUGCCUACCAGCUCGACUUCGUGCGCCCGGAUCUGCUCAUGCUGAGGAUUAUAGCUAGAGGCCUCGUCUUAUGGGAUAGUAUUGAAGCAAGUGAAGAAUGGAUCGAAGAUCAAGUACCGUCAACCAUAAAACCUUAUUGCUUUGUCAAACCAACAGACGAUAGCAUAGAUUAUGAAGCUAUGAACCAGGCGUACUGCAACAUAAUAGCGGGCGCGUGCUUCGCGAUGGGACUGCGGUUCGCGGGUUCGGGCGACGAGGACGCGCGCGACGCCGUACUACACUUCGCGCGACUGUUCCUCACGCUCUCUGGCAAGAGUAUCGCUGAACUGGCCGGACGGUCCACGCUUGAAACCUGCCUCUGUGUGUGUCUACUCGCCGCUGGCAUGAUAAUGGCGGGUCGCGGCGACGUGUGCGUGCUGCGCGUGUGCCGGCGGCUGCGCGCGCGCCUGCCCGCCGCCGCGCCCGCGCCGCGCGCCGCCGCCGCGCCCGCGCUCACGCACGGCGGACAGAUGGCAGUUCAUUGCACUAUUGGACUAUUAUUUUUGGGAGGAGGUCGGGCUACAUUAAGCACGACACCCACUGCAAUAGCGGCUUUGGUAGCCGCCUUUUUCCCCAAGUUCCCUACACAUAGUGAGGACAACAGAUACCAUCUACAAGCCUUCAGGCAUUUAUAUGUGUUAGCAGUUGAAGCUAGACUAAUAUUGCCGCGUGAUCUUAGUACCGGGAAACUAUGCUACGCUCACAUACAGGUAAUAGACCUCGAAGGCGCUGUAAAGGAAAUGAAGGCGCCGUGUAUUAUACCUGAGUUAGAUAAACUGAAAGAGGUCAAAAUCAAUGACCCGAGAUACUGGCCUAUAACGUUCCAGAGAGACCGCAACUGGGAUAUGUUGAAGACAUUCCUUGAUUAUACAUGGUGUAUUGAUAUAAAGCAACGCGCCGGAUGUCUGUCAUACCUAGAUGACCCUCAAGGCUUCCUCACCAUAUUGGCUCAAACAUUAACACUCGACAAGUCCAACAUUUGGUCGGCGACACCUGAAAACAUAGACUUAUUCUCAAACGACGAACAAAUCCAGAACUUUAUUAAACAUUAUUUAAUAAAAGACACCAACAUUGAAUCAAACAUAUGUGGAGACUGUUUGUUGAUAUCGAAAAAGCGGAAAGGUGUUAAAAACGAGCCGUUCAUGCCUAGACAGUGUCAGUGCAGAAAGUACAGUAAGGAGGACCAAGAGCAUGCCCAGGCACUUAGUAUGGUCACCUAUGAAUGUGUAGUCAAAGACAUACUAUGCGCUCUGCCUAUAUGGACGACAUUUUUGAAGAUUAUAAAAACAAUGAAAACAGAUCCGUCAUCGUAUCACAUGUGGCAAAUAAAACUAUUGUUAUCACAAGUUGAAAAUCACAAUAGAAGAACAAUGAACGAAAUGAAAGUGGACGGACAAGACGUGUUAAACGAGCCGCUAAUAUCAACAGAGUUUACAUUAGCCAUCAAACAGAAAGUUGCCAGCAUACUCGACAGUUGGGAAGAUAAAAUAACGCCGUACCUGAGAAAGUAUUUAGGGUUGCCGAGCAGUAGAAAAAUUAAUGCCUGCGACGAAGAAACGAAGAAGAUAUUGAGUGCUUUCCUCGUAUAUAAUGAUUUGCCGAAAGGUGUACUGAACAGUUUUGUUAGUGAUAACGAAUUAGAAGUAUUGCUCGGUCUCGAGCAGCAUAAUUUGAGCGCGGAUGCUAUAAAUAAAAUUGAAGCGCUGCUUAGAUGAUUGAGGUCCCUGUCGAGAGGUUAUGUGACGCGUUCUAGGUGUCACGGAGACUGUGUUCAUGAUUGGUGUUAGAAAUAACAUUUGUUGUCUGUUAUAGUGUUACUAGCUUUUACCCGCGAGUUCAUCUACGUGCACCAGGAUAAUGUUGUUUAACCAGGAUUAAAAGUAGCCAUAUAUUCUCUAUCCCAUAUAGUAUGUGUAUACUGAAUUUCAUAGUAAUUGGUUAAGCCAUUCAGGCGCUAAGAGGUAACAAACAAACUCACAUUUAUAAUAUUAGUAAGAAUUAAACAAUUCACAAUUCAGAGUUUAAAUUAGCAAAUGUAAUACUUGAAAUAUGUUAUUUGAAUGAUGAGAUAUUAAUUUUAUUUGUUUUGUACAAAAUGAAUACAAGGAUAAUUAUAAAAAUACUUUCGUAAACUUUAAGAUUAUAUCAUAUAUACAGUUUUAUAAGAAAAGUAACUUUUAUGGAGUUUAUGUAUACAAUAAUAUUGAUAUUAUAUUAAUAAAUAUAUAAUAAAAAUAUUCUGCGGAACAAUAUGUUUAUAAAAUAAGGGGCAUAUUUAAUGUAUAAGUUAUAUAUAUUAUAAACUAAAAAUAUAUUUAAAUUUGAUAUUCUGAAUAGAUUUAUUACUUUUAUAUAAUAAUUGAAUAAUGAAAAUUAUAUUGCAUACGUUUUAUAGAUGUCCAAUGUAAAAUCCUUGCGAUCAAUAUGUUGUGUGUCAACGUGAGUUACCCAAUCACUGCAUAAUUUACAAACUAGUUUCAUGUCUGUUAGCAGUAAUUAUAAAAAAAAGCGAGCAUAAAAGAUCAUGUAAAUAUCGCAGUGUCACAAACUUUUCUGCCUGAAAAAAUCACAUCUUUCAAUAAUAAUAAUAAUAAUUCAUAUCUAUUAUAAAAAACAGCACUAAAAAUAAUAGCCUUUAUUUAUUUAAGGCUAACAACAUGUGACAAUUACACAAUUAAAUAAAUAAUUUAUUAGCCAAUAAAGUUAGAACAAAUACAUACAAUACAGGUGAAGGAAAUACAUAAUAAGAAACAAUACUAUUGAAAACUACAGCAGCAUUAUCAAUAAUAAGGUUCAGAAAUUAACAAAGCUAUUCUGCAUUGUACUAUUUAAAAAUAUCACCUAUAACGCUAUUUCUGUUAUUGAUAGACAAGCAGAUGAAGAUUAGGUUAAGUAAUAAUACAUAGCACGUUUACGAGAGAAGAUUUAUCUAUAAAAAAAAAUCUGUAAUAUAUUGUUUAUUACCUUAAUGAUAACCGUUACACUUUAUACCAAAUAGCUGCUUAAGCUUCUUAUUACAAAAGUAUAAUAAGAAAUAAAGAUUACAAAUUCAAAUCAUCUUUUUUCAAAUAGACUUGUUUACAAGCACUUUUAAAUUGUCUUCUUUUUUUUUUUAAAUCUACUACAGGGUUCGGAAAGUUGUUAUUGUUGAGAAGAGCCCGCAAGAAUUUCAACAGUUACUCUUUUAAAUCUCUUAACAUUAUGUGUAUUUAUUUAAUUGUACUAUUUCUAAAAUUACAUGGUCAUUAAAAAGCCCGUGCAACAAUAAUAAACUUAUUAUAAAUACAAACAAUUACAAGAAAAUAUUACACUGAGACAACAAUGAGUGGUCUUACAGCUAAGAGUGAUCUCUUCCAGGCGAUCCUUGAAGAGUUUGACUGGAGGCACGAAACUCUCCUUUCUUUUUAAAUAAAUAUAGAAAUAUAUAUACAUAAAUGAAUAUAUAAAUGUACAUUUUAAAAAGUACUAAAUCGAUUAUAUUCAAAUUUUCACUAAUUCCUACAUAGAGUAGUUAUCAGAAAAGAAAAAAAAGGUGUAUGAGCAUGGAACAUAACAAUAUUGAAUGUGUUGUAUAUAAACUGAGUUAUUACACUUAAAAUAAGUAGUAUAAGCACCCAUUGGAAUUCUGUUUUGGACGUAUCUACGUACACUGUCAAAAAUUAUCUAAAACAUUAAGCAUGAUUUAUUGAUAAAAUAUCGAUCACAAAAAAAAUUAUAAAAAGUUUGCUAUAACAUGCUAGUAUAUACAAUAUAUACAUUUAAUAUAAUAAACUGUAUUAAUACUUAGUACUAAACAUAUAAAUAACUUUCGCGAUCGUGUCUUGAAGUAUAUAAAGUAUAAUUUUCAAUGUUAUUACACUACGUAAAAUAAAACAAUACUUAUUACCUUGUAUCUAAAAUUAUGAUACAUAAAAAGAGAUUAGAUAGGUUAUUAUCGAAUUAACCUUUUCAAGGGCAAUCUAUUUAAUUAUAUUCACAAUCGGUUGAAUGGAGUAUUUAAUAGCCUUUACUUUGUACUUUGUCUAUGACAUUAUGACGAUUCCAAAGAGUUUUUUUUUAUUCUGUUCAAUUAAUAAAUAAUUAAUGUGUGUUGUAUUUGUUUAUUUGUAAAGAUAUUUGAUUGUAUGUACGAUUUAAAUUAAUGUGAAAAUGCUUUAGUGGUUAGAAUUAAGAGUUUUUCAUACGACGGGAAUAUCCCACCAUUGUCCAUUUUUUAAUUUAUCGCAAAUGGUAUAUUUUAUAUGCGUAAAACGAAACGCGUAUUUAAACUGGUUUAAAGACCCCAAAAAUAUAUAUGACAAUGGCGUGGUAUCUCCGCCUGCGCUAACUGUAUACACUGGCUGGGGUAUCAGUGAGGGUUGAUAGAUGAGGAUGAAGACAGGUCAUUUGACCCAUCGUGACAGAAUCCACAAGAAUAAACUGCGAUAGUUUCCAGUGAGAACCGUGUGGAAGUCGACCUGAUAGGGUAUAUUACUAGCAAUGACGCUAUUAGACCAAAUAACUAACAAUCCCCACAAUUAGUUCUAUUAGUGUUGAUUCAAAUAUUAUAACUGUGACUGAAUUAUAAACGUAUAUAAGAUACGCCAUCUGCGUCAAAUGUUUGCGUCUUUUAGCUAAUUAUAAGAAGAUACGAGUAGACACAAAGUAAAAAAAAAAGUUUUAACGGUGAAUUUUUUUUUAAUUAGCCAAAAUCAUUACACUUGUUCUUUUUCCACGCCAUAAUUGUGGUUUUGUAUAAGAGUCCAAAUAGCCAGAGCCAAGACGACAUCUUUAUAACCUUGAAAACCUAUCUUUCUGGGGGGAAAGGGAUUGUUAGUAAUGGAGAUUGAGAAUCCCAUUGCUAGCAAUAUA